UGCAGGGGUUUAGAAGUCGGGGAACAAACGUUUUUGUUGUUACGAACGUUCACGCGACGUCAUUUAUUCGUUGAUUGUGUUAGUUGAUGUUAUUUAUUGCCCGUUUUCACAAAAAACGAGAAUCUAACCGCGAAAGACGACGUCCUGUCCAGCAGACGAACUGAACACGAAGCAUUACCCGUGGACGUUCCGCCGUUGGAUUUGGUAGGUGAUCGUACAUUUGUAUAAUAUGUAUGUUUUGAACUCGUGCAUGUGACUACAGUAAAAGAGGCGCCAGCAGUCCACUGAGAAACCUCAUUGUCGUCUGCCGAGCACUUGACCGUCGCCGCCAUCUUGUUGACGGUGACGGCAACGUAAUAUUAUUGUUUUUGUUAUUGUUGAUUGAUAAAACUGGCGAGUGGUGAAAUUCGCUGUAACGUCGGCCAACUGGGCCUGUGACGCGGAACACCUUCGUGGCGUGGCCUUUGUUACCCGUGUUGAUUUUUAUUUUCGAAUUCGUGCCAAACAUGGCGUACUAUUUCCUGGUCACAAAACGGGCCAGCAGAAUUUUACCUUAUAUCUUAUCUCAUCUCAUCAAUUACAAUUUUAGCGUUCCAAAUUGUUACACUUUGUAUAACUGCUACCAUGUAUCUACAGGCUUUUUGAAAAUUUUUGUUUCUUAUCUAAAAUGUUCAAUUAGUCUUUUACCCCUCCCAUUCCAAUCCUCUGAAUUUUCUUUCAUGUCAGUUACUUAAUUUUAAUAUAAUAUUAGCACUUAUUAGGUGUAUUCAGAAUCACAAUUUUUCUCUGCUUGCUAUACAAACUUAAAGUAGGUAGGUACAUUUUUUAUUGAUGUUUUAAAACAUUAAAUUUUAAAAUUUUGAUUUUCUUUUUAAACUAGCCUGUAGAUAAUAUAUUUUUAAAUUGUAUAUUUCUACUUAUGUAACAUAACUAGGUAAUAAACUAUUAGAUAAUUAGACAAUUUUUUAUACAAAUUAGGAUUCUAUAGUUGUGCACUUUCUUAGGUUAAUAUAGGUACUGAAUUUAUUGAAAAUACUUCCCUGAAACUAUCAUUGCUUUUUUCUCAUAUUUUUUGUGUAUAUAUUUUUAGAGAAUUAAUUGGAUUUCAUCAAUCCAACAAACAUGAAUCAUGUUCUAUUGAGUGGGUAAAAUAUAUUUAAAGUACUAAAGUUUUGGGCUAGAGUUUACUUGUAGGUUAAAAUAUUUUAAGUUAUUCUGGUAAUAAGUAGACUUGUAAAAUUAUAAUUUUAUUCUUUUUCAUUAUUGAUAAUUUAAAAUAAAAAGGAAUAGGUUAUUUUAAAUAUAUUGAGUAAUAAACCAUAUUUUUUUUUUUUUUUUGUUAAUCGGAAUGAGUUUAUUUUUGUUCAUAGACUGACCUUUUCUUGAUAUUCAAAAUUAUUAUGUUUUUGAUAAUGUUAACAAUUUUAUUUAAAACAUUAAAAUUUCAUUUUUAAACUACCUAUAGUCGUUUUCUAUUCUUACAUUUAAUUGAUCAUGACAUGACUAAUAGUAUUAUAAUUUAUAUUAUUUAUUUAAAUAGUAUGUUAUAAUACUCUUAUUCAUAACAAUUUAUAUUUUAUAAAAAAAAUUGUAUUUGAAUUUGUGUAUUGAUUUACGUAUGUAAUAUUAAAGUUAGUAUUUAAAAAUAUUCAUAAGUAUUGGUAAAACCAGUUAAACUUUAGAUUAGAUAAAAAUAGAUUUACUCAUAAUAUAUUAUUUUGAUAAGUCUUGGGUUAACAUUUUAGUUGAAAUUAAAACUGUUCAUUUAUUUUUAUCAAUCGUUAAUACCCAGUUUUGCAGUUUAUAUUUUUAGUAUAAAAGUUUUGUUUUUUUUUUACAGGUAAUCAAGUUGCUGUUACAUUGGAAUCUGCUUCUAGUAGCUUUCCUUUGCUAGUGAUAACAAGUUAAAAAAAGACAUUAUUUUCAUAAGUGAAAUAAGUUUUCUAUAAUUUAACUUUCGUUUCUAUUAAGAUAAAAAAAGUUACAAAUACUUUAUAGUAUUUUUAUUAAAUGUUUGUUAUUUUUUUAUUUGUUGUAUAUAAUAAAGUUUAAAUAGACACGUUUUAGUGUUAAAAGUGAUAGUUUUAAACAUUUAAAACAAUUCUGUGUACAAAAGUGGUUCUUUUGAACCCCAAGGAAGUUUAGAUGAUUGCUACAAAUCACAGUAGUACUGGGCUUAGUCUCGGUAUGCCUAUUAAACAAAUGAACAGAAUGUAAGAUAAUACUGAUAUAAUACCCAAUUGUGCAUAAAAUUUAUUUAUUUUUUUUACAUCUAGUAGUUUUGAAGGAAUAGACGAUGCUGGUUGGAAAGCCAAACUUAAACUUCCUCCUCAGGAUAAACGUAUUAAAACCAGUGUAUGUAAAAUAUUGGUUGUAGACAUAAUUUGAUCAAAAUAUUUACGUUAUAAAUAUUUGAUUAUAGGAUGUUACCUCUACUAAAGGAAAUGAUUUUGAAGAAUUCUGUUUAAAAAGAGAAUUGUUAAUGGGUAUAUUUGAAAAAGGCUGGGAAAAACCAAGUCCUAUUCAAGAAGCAAGUAUUCCAAUAGCACUUUCUGGGAAAGACAUAUUGGCUAGAGCGAAAAAUGGCACAGGUAAAACUGGAGCUUACUCAAUUCCCGUACUCGAACAAGUUGACCCAAAAUUAGAUGUUAUACAAGGUAAGUAACUAUUAUAGGUACUUAAAUUUCAAUUUCUUAAAUGUUGUCUAAUAGAAAUUAUUUUUCAGCACUUGUGAUUGUGCCGACAAGAGAGUUAGCAUUGCAAACUAGUCAAAUAUGUAUUGAACUUGCAAAACAUUUGGACAUUAGGGUCAUGGUGACAACUGGUGGAACAAAUCUUAAAGAUGAUAUCCUUCGUAUUUACCAAAGAGGUAAGAUUCAUAUAAUAUUGUAUUAAAUAUAAAUAUUUAAUUUAAUUUUGUUUUAUUUAACCAAUUUUACCUCUAUUUGUUUAUAUACGAAAACACAUAUCUUCUGGUAAUUUAAAUAAUUAAUUCUAAUUUUUGGUUAUGCUCCUCUAUGAUGACAAUUUUUGGAUUCCCCUUCACUUCAAAUGUAUGAGUGUAUUUAUUUGUUCUGAGAGUUAUAAUUCCCUAUUCUAGUUGUAAAAUAUUUUUCAUAAUAUUUCUGUUAAAAAUGUUUUUUUUGAGUAAUUUAUAACAAAAAAAAAAAAAAAUGUACGAAUUUGUGUUUUGUUAGUUUUUUGAUUUUAUUUAAAUUAAUACCUAGUUAUAAAAUUAGUAUAUUCUGCUUUAUGAUGAUAUUCUUUGGAUUCCCCUUCAACUUAAAUUUAUGGUUGAAUUUUAUGCUCUGAAAGUUUUUAUUUAAUAUAUAAUAAUAAAUUGGUAGAAUUAUUUGUAGGUAUACCAUUAAAAUGUCUGAAAUUAGUUUUAACUUGAUUUAAUCUGUUUAUUUUAUGAAUAUAUUUUGCUCUAUGAUGAUAUUAUUUGGAUUCCCCUUCACUUACAUUUUAUGAGUGAGAAAUUGAUAUUGAGAGCAACAGUUAAUCGUGGUAUUUUUCUUUAAAUAAAGUUUUUUGGGUAGUAAUAAUCUCCUUGAAUUGUCUACAUCGGGUUUACAUGUUGUGUAUGACUAAUGUUCUUCUUUAAACUUAACAUAAUAUUUUUGACUAUGUCUUUAAAUUUUAACUAGUAUAAUCGCAAGUUAUAAGUAAAUAACACAGUAAAAAGUCUGAAACUAAACUUCGAAAUAGAAAUUUAAUCAAAAAUACAAUUUUGAGUGGAAUACAAUAGGUUUGUUCUAACAUGCUCAAUAGAUUUUUGCCAUUUUAACAUACAAGAAAAACAUAGUCUCGAACAAACUGUUGGAUAUUUCUUCCAGCACAUAAUUAGAUCAGUUUAAGACCUGAUAGUCAAAACAUUUCACAGAUUUGGAUGGGGACUAAGAAUAAAGAAACACUGUUCUCAUAUUUAAUUUAUGUUAAAAUUGUUUUAAAAUUUGUAUUAAUCGAAGCACGUUCUAACUAACUCUUGAGUCCAUGUUGGAAUAAACCUAUUUAUUUUAUUUUAUUUAAUAAUAUAAGACACGUCCAAAAAUACAAAUAAGAUAUACAACUAAUGAAAACUAGUAAAUAGUUUGAGGUUAAAUGAAGGGUCCACAUUUAAGGUGAGGAAUAAGAGAAUUAAGAGAGUAAUUAAAAGAAGACAGUGAAAUUGGAAUGGUGGACUAGAGCGUGGAAGACAAAGUGGACAAAGAAUCUAUUUUGCUGGAGACUAGAUUAGAGGAAGAUAAUGUGAAAUAAGUGCCUGUGAUCAAUAAUGUAGAUAGCCUUAAAUAAUGGGGAAUGAAGGAGUUAUCAUUGGGUAGGGGUGUAUUAUUAUAUAAACUUGAAUGAAUGUAAAAAUAUAAAUAAUUUCCAUUUAAUAGAAAUAAAGGUAUUUUUACAAAAAAAAAUUUAAUGGCCAAAAAUGAUAAACUAUAAAUUUGAUUAUAACUAUUAUAAAGUUUCUUUCAUCACUUUCAACUUUUAUAAGUAGAACAAAAAUUAUAAGUUAAUUGAAAAAAAACUAAAACAAUCUUUACUUAUUUUGUAGAAUUGAUCAGUGAAUAAUGUAAACUUUUAAAUUAUUAAUUUUGUAUGGUAUUAAAUCAUUAUGUAAUGUUUUAUUUUAAAAUUAUUAUCACUGAAUGAUAAUUUAACCAUGUCUUAAAUAUAUUAUUAAAUAUUCAGGGUAUUUUUAUUAUAUGGUUUCAAUUUAUUUUUAGUACAUGUAAUUAUUGCUACUCCAGGAAGGAUAUUGGAUCUCUUGGACAAAAGUAUAGCUAAAGUUGAUCAUUGCCGGAUCCUUGUUUUAGAUGAGGUAAACUUACUUUUUUUGUUAAAACAAUUUUUUUUUUUUUUAUUAACCUUCAGACUAGUAUUUGUACAGUAUUUACACUUCCCUUAAAAUAAAAUUAUUAGUAGUUGGUAAUAUGCAGCUUAUUGGCAAUUCUAGGUAAUCUCUAAUAACUAUUUUUGAUGAUAUAUGAUCAGCAUAGGUCGAAUUCGUUCUGGCAAGCAGUUAUUUAUGAACUAAAUUUGGAUAGAAUUAGCAGUAUAAAUGUUGUGUUGCGCACUGUGUGAUUUUACGCCCCUGUCUGAAGGUUAAGAAACAUAAAGUUCAAGAGUGUUAAAAUUGAUUACUAAACUGUAUUAGUUUUAUACAUUUUAACUUGGUUUUUAGGCAGAUAAGCUUUUGUCACAAGAUUUUAAAGGUAUGUUAGAUCAUAUCAUAUCAAAGUUACCAUCAGAGAGGCAAAUCCUCCUCUAUUCUGCCACAUUCCCUCUGACUGUUAAACAGUUUAUGGUGAGUACAACAAAUAAAUGUAAAGUCAUCAAUUUUAUUACUUUUUUUUUUUUUUGUAUAGGAUAAACAUUUACGUAGUCCAUAUGAAAUUAAUUUAAUGGAAGAGUUAACCUUAAAAGGAGUUACUCAGUAUUAUGCAUUUGUACAAGAAAAACAAAAGGUCCAUUGUUUGAACACUUUGUUCUCAAAGGUAUCAAUUUUUAAAUUUAAAUAUGUGCCUGAAUGGGUAAAUUUUUUUUUUUUUUUGAUAAUAUUUAUUAAUAUUUUUCUUAGUUACAAAUUAAUCAAAGUAUAAUUUUCUGCAAUUCAACACAACGUGUAGAGUUACUUGCUAAAAAAAUUACUGAUCUCGGCUAUUGUUGUUACUAUAUUCACGCUAAAAUGGCCCAAGCGCAUCGUAAUCGUGUGUUCCAUGAUUUUAGAAAGGGCUCAUGUCGAAAUCUUGUUUGUUCUGGUAAGUUAAUUUUAAUUUAUUAUUUUCAUUAAAUUAAAUCUAAGUUACGAAACCUAUUUAAUAUUAAUCAAAAUUAUGUUUAGAUAUCUAAACAUAAUACCUGUUAAAUAUUUUAUUAUACAAUCAAUUGAUUUUAUAAAAUAAAUUAAGAACUCUUAAAAUCAUAUAUGAGUUUAUUAUUUAUUUAUUUUUUUUCAAACAAUGUGAAAUAUGAUAAUUACUUUUUAUUAUAAUAAUUAUUAAUUCUUACAUUUAUAGAUUUUGAGUGUAGCGAGGGAGCUAUUGGCCUUACUCUUGCUCAAAUUUGUGUGUGUAGCAAUUUUUCUGAAAGUUUAAGUUAUUUAGAUGGUACUCUUUAAAGAGGUCAUUUUUUGAUUUUAAACACCAUUUUUAAAAUAAAAACACUAACAAUGUUUUCUACUAGAAAAAAUGAUUUAAUCAAAAAAUUACAAGACACUUUUUAGUUGUCUUUUUAUUUACUUUCCAAUGGUAUCAUCACCAACACUUUUGAGCCCUUAAGGAAUUUAAAUUUUUUGGAGUUUUUUGCUGUAAGUCUGUUAUAAAUUAAUGAGAGACUUAGGAAUAAUACUUAUAUUGGACUUCUCUAGAUGUGGUAAAACUUCCAAAAUCAUCAGAUAACUUUUUUUUUUAAUAAGUGUGUUUUGAAAUCAAAUUUUAACAAAAAUCUUAAAAAAAAUUACGUUACUUCAAAUUAUGUGUUAUCAAACUGCUCUCGGAAUCGUCUUGUCAAGCAAUGAUUUAUCGUUACUUACAGAUAUAAAUGAAAUAAUCUUUUGUAUCCUACUUUCUCAACUUUUCACCUACAACAGUGGCUGCUCCCAUCCCCAAUAUCAGCUCUUUUUUUUUUUUCGUAUUUUGAACCCUAAACUGUUACUAUUAGUUACAUACAAUAUGUUGUAGAACCCUGAAGUGAACUAUUAUUAAAGCAAUUAAACUUUAUAAUACAUAUCACAAUUUAUACUACUUUGAGUGGUUGGUCAGUUAUGAUUAUUUUACACUUAACAAUUAAAUUAUCUGGGCGUACAAUUAAUAAUACUAUAGGUAGUACCAACUCUGGAUACAGGCUAUCGAUGAGAAUUAUACAAUUUUUUGUUCAGUUAAUAUACAAUUAGGUUAUAUACCAUUACUAUCUUGUAGCUACAGAGAUCAUUAGUGCUCAGCAAAUUUACCAAGCUGUAUGAGCUUCAUUUUACAACUUUAAAUUUAGGGGAUGGUUUGGAUUUCACAAAAUAUAUUAUGUAAGGCCAUGCAAGACUCUAAUACGUACAUAUUUAUUUGUUCUUUAUUUAUGGUCCUCUAAUCAUUAAUAAUAUGACUAGAUGAAAGCAUUAGAAAUUAAUUUCAUUAAUAAACUAUUUAAAUACAUCAAUGAAAAUGUACUAUGAAUAAAAAAAAAAAAAAACAGAUUUUGGUUUCUAAAAAUAAAUUUAAAAAGAUUAAGUAAGUUGGAAACUAUAAUUUAUAAGUAUAACUUAAUUUAUGAUACUGAGAAAAAUAUGAAAACAAAACCCAUUUUGUAAUUUUUAAAGAAUAUUGAGUACAUUAAAAAAAAAGGGAUGAAUUAAAUGUAUGUUAAGUUGCAUUUAAAUAAAUUAUGCUAUUAAUGAAAACAAUAAAGUACUAUAGUAAUUUACUUAUGCUAGUAUUUUUGUUUAUUUUUUUUUUUCUUAGAUUUAUUUACAAGAGGUAUUGAUGUACAAGCUGUUAAUGUUGUGAUAAACUUUGAUUUUCCUAAAAUGGCUGAGACGUAUUUACAUCGUAUUGGUAGAUCGGGCCGAUUUGGACAUCUUGGUAUAGCUAUUAAUCUUAUCACAUAUGAUGAUCGAUUUGCUUUACAUCGUAUUGAACAAGAAUUAGGCACAGAAAUUAAACCCAUACCUAAAGUGAGUAAUUUUUCUAACAUUAUGUAUUUGUAAUUUAUAGCAUUUAAGAAAUUACAUCUAAAUAUGUGUUUAUAACUACACAUAAUACUUCAUGUAUCGGUGGAAAAUUAAUAUUGCGUCCCAGACAUUUUGUAAUAGCAUCAGUGGCAUUGUUAACCCUUAAGUUUGAAUACAUUUAUUUGUUUAUUUCUAAAAGUAAAAUAAUGAUUUUAAUCUGAGAUGCUAUUCCUUUACAUUUAAUGAUCUUUAAUCACAUACUAUAGUUUCUUAUAGAUGGUAUUUAUACUCUGUAAUUUGAGAGCUUAUUUAUUGAGUUAAAAAUUAAACAAUAACUUACAAAACUCUAAAGGGUGUACGAAAAGAUGCUCCUAAAAUAUCUAUCUAUGUAAUGUCUUUGUACGUAAAUAUCUUCACUAGCAAAUAACUUUAAGCAUCUACAUUUUUUAUAGUCUUCCCUAGACAACAUUAUGCUUAUCAUUGGCACCUUAGGGCAAUUACAUGUAAAGUACUUAAAUUGAUAUCCAACUAAAGAAUUUCGCCUUAUAUAUUUGUGGUAUCUUCAGUGAACAUGGACAGUUGCUACCUAACACGACCCUGACUACAGUUUGUAAUCCCCCCCCCUAGCAUCAUGACUAGCUGACUUGAUAUAUUUUAUACUUCUUUCAUUACAAGUGAUGAGAUAUUGUUGUUUGAGUUAUCCAAGUAAAUACCUAUACAGUAAUAAUAAUGAUGCAGGAAAAAAUACAAUUUUACUAAACCUCUCGUGUACAAAUUCUGCUAAAUUAAGAUAUAUAUAUAUUUUCAGGUAAUUGAUCCAAGAUUAUAUGUUGCAAGACCAGAAGAUGUGGAUAUUAAUGAAGAAAUGGAUCUUAGUAAAUGAAAAAUGCUUCUUCCCAACUAUUGUAAAUAAUUGUAUCUAUAACAAACUCAAUAUCUAAAUACUUAACUUUAAGACUCGAAGAACCCAAGGUAUAUAAAUUUUAUUUUUCAAUUACUCUCAAAGAAAAAUUUGGUUUCAAAACACUAUUAUUUGCCGUUUACUUUAAAUUUUUAAGUUAAAUUCUUUACUAAAACAAUUCUUCUUGAUUUUUUUUGUUUUUUUUUUUUUAAUUUAACAUUCAUUUCACAACAAAUUUUAUUAUCAUUAUGCAAGUCGCCUUACAAGUUAGUACUGUAUCUUGAUUUGGUAUAUAAAUUUCUUGGAUCAAACCUGUCUGGAACAGUACUACAUUCUUGCCACAUUGGCAAAAUGUGUACAUAUACUUAUAUAUAUAUUAAUUAAUGAUAAAAUACACUCCCCUCGCUACUGUUCGAUAAAUUGUACAUAAGAGUAUAUUAUUUAUUAUUAUAAUUAAAAAGAAAAAAAAAGAAAUAUUUGUAGCUAAUUUGAUUAGCGUAAAGAUCUCUAAUGUAAGUGCGACUGAGACCAAAUUGAUCCAAAUUUCGAGCUGAGAAUACAGCUGUCUCAGUUUCAGUACAAAUAAUCAAAUCAAAGCUGGAACCCGUCCUACAAAAUUGCUUAGUAUUGAUAUGUAUCGAGACUUUUACCUCAGCCCAAUUGUCUCUGUACCAUAUUAUUAUUUUUUUUCGGUCAAAAUUUGGAUGGCUAGAUUAUUUAUUUUUUAACUUAAAAGAUUUUGACAAUUAUAUAAUUAUUUAAUUAAUUUUGCUAUCAUAAUUUGACUUGGGAGUUAAGGGCUGAAGUCAAAUUAUGUAAUGGGGGGAAUAUUUUAAUUUUUUUUUUGUUUUCUUAAUGAUAUAAGUAGGUACCAGAUUAUUUUUAAAGCUUUAAAAUUGAUAAUUGUUUUUAAUUCCUAAUAAAACCUUUUUCAAACAGUUUAAAUUAGAAUUACAAAAUUUGGUACUUAAUUUUCUUUUUCAAAAAUAUAUAAGUGGUGGCUAUACUACAUUAUCUUAGGAGUUGUAUUGCUACUGCAU
Cinara cedri is the source of this 9601-nucleotide messenger RNA. Lineage: Eukaryota; Metazoa; Arthropoda; Insecta; Hemiptera; Aphididae. The record is from the annotation of a GenBank genome assembly.